Molecule: messenger RNA, 783 nt
Organism: Sycon ciliatum
Lineage: Eukaryota; Metazoa; Porifera; Calcarea; Leucosolenida; Sycettidae
Exons: 1
Coding region: 1-783 (260 amino acids)
Source: RefSeq, a predicted model, not a curated record
AUGGCAGCACGGUCAAUCCGCUUCCCAGAAGGGAAAGAGCUGAAGAAAACCAUGCAAAAAUUUAAAGAUUUAGCAAAGCUUGAGAGAUGCAGAGGAGCUGUGGACGGAACUUUUAUGAAAAUCAAAAAGCUGCAGGUGCAAUUCCCCGACUGCUUCUGGUGUUAUAAGAAGUACUCUGCCAUCAUCAUCCUAGGCACAGUUGAUGCAUGCGGCUUGUUCCUGAAUGUGAAUGCUGAGCAUGCUGGGUCGGCCGGUGACGCUAGUGUUUACGCUUCAUCUCGGCUGGCACGCAAGAUUGGUGAGCGGAAGUGGCUUACGAUCAAGGAGACUGGAACUGAAAAGUUCACGAUCCAAGGCUCGUACAUUCGUCCGUAUCUUGUUGGCGAUUCUGCGUUUCCUUUGUCUGCCACGCUCAUGAAGUGCUAUGAUGACAAUGCGGCCCUGCUUUCCUGGCAGCGGACAUUCAACUAUCGACUAAUCCGUACCAGGCGAGUGGUAGAGCAGGCGUUUGGGAGGCUGAAAGGGCGAUUUAGGGUCCUGGUGCACAAUAACUUGAAUGACUCAGAGUUUGCCAGUCGUGUAGCUAUUGUCUGCUCUGCCAUUCACAAUGUAUGCGAGCGCUGGAGAUGUCCAGUGGAAGCAACAUGGCUCAUCGACGAUGCGACAUACGACAAGUACCAUCCUGGGCCGAACGAUCAGCCCAAUGCGGAGUUUGAUCAGGCUGACUUGAGUAUUCGCAACAAGCUAGCUCAGUACACCCAUCAGCAACAUCCCAUCGCAUGA